Messenger RNA from Pseudonaja textilis, 4699 nucleotides. The record is from RefSeq and is a predicted model, not a curated record. Lineage: Eukaryota; Metazoa; Chordata; Lepidosauria; Squamata; Elapidae.
CGGCCCGAUGAUGCGUCGCUGACGCGCGACGCGUCCGCCACGGGGCCCGGACCGUCGCCCUUGUUGCUAUGGCGACCCCGCCCGCCGGGUCAAGGGGUCACGGCGCGGCCUGGGACUUCCCAAAAAGCUAGAAAGAAAUGGAUUGAAAAAUAAAAUAAAAUAAAAUUGAUUGCUCCACACUGGGAGGAAAAAAAACUCUGCUCACUAUUUCCUGGAAAAUUCUCCCCAUGGAUGCAAAUUAGCCAGGAGCUCAGACAACGUCCAUCCUCUCUGGAUGUUGUGAUGGAGAACUACGAGCUGGUGACCUCCCUUGGCUAUCCGGUUCUCAAACCCGAUAUCCUGUCUCGGAUCGAGCGGGUCGGAGAGCCGUGCGUGGGCGACCAGCUGGAUUCCACCCGCGGGAUUCCCACUGAUCCAUGUCCAGGUUACCGUUUCUUCAAACCUGAGAGCCUGUCUUGGAUUGAGCGGUGGGAGGAACUCGGAGUCACCGACCGUCAGAAGUUGGAGGAAGGAAAACUCUGCGCUGGUGCCUGCCAAGCCGCCGGACGGAGCAAAGCCAUCAAGGAAGAAGAGGGUGGCCAGAAGGGUUUUGUGGCCAGCUUGGAACGCUACCAGCUCUUCCCCGAAAGUUCUCGGGCGGGUCUCUUCCUGGCCCCCAACCCCGGACAGCUGAGACCCCAGCCCCGGGUCAAGAAGGAGGAAGCGGCUUCCUGCGAGCCCAGUCUAGGUGGCCCCGGACGCCCCUCCCAAGGCCUGGGCUCAGGCCCCUUCACGUGCGUGGUGUGCGGCAAGUGCUUCCGGCAGAAGCAAGGGCUGAUCACGCACGGGCGCAUCCACACUGGCGAGAAGCCCUACCCAUGCCUGGAGUGCGGCAAGCGCUUCCGCCAACGCCCCAACCUGCUGACCCACCAGCGGGUCCACACCGGUGAGCGGCCCUUCCCCUGCCUGCGCUGCGGCAAGCGCUUCAGCCAGAAGGCCAACCUGGCGGCUCACCAGCGCACCCACGCCGUGCAGGAGGGGCUGAUUGCCCCCGAGCCCAAAGUGCCGGUGCCGCGCGGCAGCCGCUCAACGGAGAAGCCCUUCCCUUGCAGCGUCUGCGGGAAGAGCUUCAGCCAGCGGCCCAACCUAAUCACCCACCAGCGCAUCCAUACCGGCGAGAAGCCCUUCCCCUGCACUGAGUGUGGGAAGCGCUUCAACCAGCGGGCCAACCUCAUCACCCACCGGCGCAUCCACUCGGGGGAGCGGCCUUUCCCCUGCGCCACCUGUGGGCGGCGCUUCAGCCAGAAGGGCAACCUGGCAGCCCACCAGCGCACACACUCACAGCAGCGGCCCCAUGCCUGCUCCUGCUGCCCCAAGCGCUUCAAGGGGGAGUCCGCGCUGCGGGCGCACCAGCGUACCCAUCGGCAGGUGCUGGGGGCCGAUCCGCUGACUAGCACCCUCCUGGCCACACCAGCUUUACAACAAGCCCUUCCUGGGGACCCCACUUCGGCAGCACAGCAAGCCACACCGGCCCCUCGUCCGGAUCUUCCUGGAGACCCUUCCCCCAGUGUCCACCGCCCGGCCCCGGCCACCCAACACGGGGCGCCUCAUGGGCAGAAUCUUCCCGCGGACCCGCCUACCCCUGGCCAACACGCGGCCGGCCCCUCGGGGCACCUCCAAGGGGUGGCCUCCGGCCCAGAGCAAGGUCCGAAGCUGAGUGGCCCGCCAACCCUCCUGGAUCCCCACGUGGAGAUGCUCCAUUGCCAACGCCGGCUGGGCCUUCCAGUGCUGCCCAGCUCUAGCACCCACUCGGUUGUGCCCUUGGGGCAACCCCCGCCCGUCACCGCCAAACCCAAGGGUUUGUCGGCUGCCCCUCGGCCCGCCGCCCCCGUGGACGCUCCCAGCGAGAUGCUUCACUGCCUCUGCCAUGCCAGCCGGGCCUCCUUGGUUAUUCCGCACCCACCACAUCUGGGGCAACUUCAGCCUGGCACCCGGGAUGCCCCCGGCCGCGCCUGGCUGGGCCUCCCCUGCCCAACACGUACCCUUCAGCUCCAGCAGGGCGGGCAGGCGCACCCGGCCGCCCCUAAUCCCAGACUAUGUUCGAUUCCGGAUUCUUUGCGAUAACUUCCCGUGCAUGGGGCAAGCACCGAUCGGCCGGGGCUGGACUCCCCUUGGAUCUCCUUCCUCCCCCCACCCUCCAGCAGCGCCCUAUAGGACUGACCGUGGGGUUUAUGCAUGUAUCCUGGACCAGGAAGCCCCCCUCUGCCCCACCCUCCUGCUCUACGGAAGCACAUGGACUCUCUUUGGAUCGAACCCACCUGUCUCAAGAGCCAAUCCAUUCUUCCAGCAAAGGCACUCUUUCUCCCCCCCCUCAAAAAAAAGCGUCAACAUGGCAGCAGGACCAAAACCAUGCCCACACCCCGUCUUACCACCGAGCCCCUCCUGCCAAAUCUCCCUGGAUGCCCCUCAUCUACUCCCAAACAAUGGAAGGAAAGACUAAGAACUUGGCGGCAGCUGUCCAAACAAUGAGGAUGGAAGAGUGCCACCCACUGUUUUGGAAACGUGACUGAGGGCGGAACCCCUCAAUAAACCCUGGUUGGGGGGCAGUGCCUCGUGCCCGGACACAACUUGGCACAUCCCCCCACGAGGCACCGGCCCCUGUGGCUUUACAAAGAGGUUCCUGAGACCCCCGCCUUCCCGCCCUCAUGCUUUCCUAAGAAAGGGGGAAAAAAUGAAAGAACUCGUUCUGGAAAUGCACCCUUGGCAUCGCGCGGCCGCCAUGACACAAACUGGACAGCCGAACUCUUUGCCAGCCCGGUGAGUGCCAGCUUCAUGCCAAACAACAGGCCAGCUGGCUCCCUGUAGAAGUCCAUCGUGUUGAUGCAGAACUUUUCGGGGAGCGGGAAGGAUUCGGAUUUGAAGACAUUGUGGAGGGGGCCCCUGCCUGGCCUUCAGCUCUUAGAAGUAUAAUCAGUCUCCAGGCCAGAAAAGACACAUUUGUUCCUCUCCCCCUCCCCACCAAGGAGCUCCCCCUCUUCCCAACAGCUGUGACUACAAUGGUCUGACGCUUUCGGGGAGCCGACACCAAAGAGGUUGGAUUGCGGUGGGGCUGAAAGAAGGGUGGGGUGGGAUCCUCACAUAAGGAGAGGGGAGGCCCCAGAACGAACAAGAAGCACUUUAGAACGACCCGAUGGCCUGUCGGCCCCUGGAUUUUCCCUCCUCUCUCGCAUGGGACGGAACCCUUGCACAGGGCCGCUGGAAGGGAGAAAGCCGAAGUUGUGUGUUGUGUUAUGAGGGGUCUGUGCCUUAAGCUGAAAAGCCUUCCCAGAGCGAAGACGGUUAAAUGUUCCAAGGCGAGUACGCCAAGGGUCCGGGCUUAGGACGGGGAGGAAGGAGGAAUGGCGACGGCCUCCCCUCCUCCCGCCAAAGUCUGCCAAGGAUGCAAAGGAGGGGUGGUAGGAGGACUUCGCCCCCCCUCCCCUAUCCCAGGUCCUCUGAGCAUCCGGCGCCUGUUCAGCUAGACUGAUUUUAGGGGCCCAGAGACGACAUGGAUUGUAUCUGGGCAACGGGGAACAGGUAUCAACGGCAGUGGGUGCGUUGAGCAUACAAACAAUGCCGUGCGACAACCAGUUACUUGGGCACGAAUCCACGAAGGCACACGCCGUGCAUGGGUUGGAUGCAGGGUUGUGAUGGUGAGGGGUUGUCGGGAAAUUUGAUUGGCACAAGCGGGCUGCCCACAGUCUGCGGCCUGGGUCGAUGGAGGCUGCCUCCCAUCGGCAGCUGUGGAGAAAGAAUCCAUACCUCCAACCAGGAGCAUCCUUCCUCGGGGGCUCUUUCCCGGUGGGCUUUGAGGGGUACAUUCUAACUAAGUCCUAGUCCCAGGAUAAAACCACCCAGAUAUUGGGUGGAAACCCCACCCCCCCGGCUUCUUUUUUUUAAGCUGGCGAAAUUAGCCGUGCCAGUUUGGAGGCGUGUUGAGAGCUUGGCCCAUCGUGGAGAAACAGAUGAGCUCACCCCCCCACCCCCCCAAAAAAAAAACAGGAGUGAAAGAAAGAAUUGUGUUCCAGUCCAGGCAAGUCGGCCAGAGCUGAGGCAACUUGAUCCCAUCUUUUCCAGGCCAGGGCAGCAGUGUCCAGUCUUGUAUGGGUACCUUGACUGGCACGGGGCAGCCCCCGAAGCAAGGCCAGCGGUAGUCACGCCCGAUGGCUGAUCCUAGAGCUCAAGAGGCCCAGAACCUCCAUCCGGGACUCAUGCCCAAGGAUGGUCCCUCCUUUUGGGAAGAGCCGUGACUUUGUUGAGUUGCCGCGCUGGAGAAAACGGUGUUCCAAUGUAUGGCUGGUUUUCCGGCCUUUGGCCGGGCCCAGUAAAACCAGGAACCAGGCAGCCCUGCCCCCGCCAGCUGCUGGGACAGCCUCCAAAUUUUGGCCUCAAGUUUACAUGCUCGGUGUUGAAGGGCGAGAGGGGCGAGCACCAAAAGUCCGGGAAUGGUCGAACUCUGUAGCUGGCCCGGAAGUUGACACUUAGAGCAGGGCCUCCCAAUCCUGGUCCGUGUACUGACACUCAGUUUGCAGCAUGCCGGGACCUGGUCCGUGCACACAACCCAUCUGCACACGCGUGGGAUGCAGUAAGUACACAAAACCACGUUCCUCUGGUCCGCAGAGAAACCGUCCUACACGGAACCGUUCUGCAGUGCCCAAGUCUUGGUAGCCACUGCCCCAGA